CGUGCGGGCCUAGAACGACAUCCAAAUCGCCCUAUUAGGGUACCUACCCGAGCGGGCCGACGAAAUUGGAUCUAUUUUCAUUGGUCUAGGAUAGACCGACAAAAAUAUGCUCUUUGUUUCGUCGGCCAGGGCCUAGCCGACGAAAAUAUGAACCUUUUUUCGUCGGCCUGCGCUGGGCCGACGAAAACAAGUCCUAAUUUCGUCGGCUUGUGUUAGCCGACGAAAUAAGCGAGUUAUUUUCGUCGGCUUGUUUUUGGCCGUCGAAAUUACACCUGGCCGACGAAAUUGAGCGGCUUUGGUGUAGUGGGAGGUGAGGAUAUGUUUGGAUCCAUAUGUUGGAGCAAUGGCAGGGUGGGUAAAUAACUGGAAGUUUGGGGUUAAGUAGUAUGACGGAUCAAGGAAUCAAUACUUGCUUCAAAAAUAGAUAAAGAUAAAGAUUAGAAGUAUCCUUUUUAGAACCGUAUUUAUUAAUUUUAUUGUAAAUUUACGUUAUUUUUUAAUUUCGUAUAGGAAGGAUUCUUCGUUAUUGGGUCUUCACUAUCCAACUCAUAUGGGAAUCAAACUAACAUUUCUUCAUGUCACACUGGAACAAUUCUUUGGUUAGCUUCAUAACAGAUUGCAAACGGUCUUCCUAGUCCGCCCAAGGGGAUUUACUAGUGCCGUGCAGUGAAGCAAGCCCUGCAACGAUCUUGGGUCUCAAAUAGUGUGAGGGACGAUGUGGUGUUCGUCUGUCUGAGAUGUAAAAACACGAAACUGUCAGGGCGCAAUGUGAUAAAAGUAGCUGCGAGGGUAUGCUGGUAAAUGUCUUGGUUCUCUUGUUCGCCGUCGCUAUCCUGGACUCUGGUUUCUCAGAGGACGGAAAGGAACAUCCGGGAUGCGUACGUUUAUCUCAGCCCGGUCCAUUUCCAUGUGUUCUCCCCCUCCGUUUCGUCUCCCUCCCAGCAGAACCAGAACCAUGGCCGUGGAAGAAGUGCUAGCACCCUGCACAGCUCGUGGCGCCGCUGCCGCCGCCGCCCAUGCGCUUGCGCCUUGGAUCAUCAGUCCCUUCGCUCGAAAGCUUGGCGUCGACUUGGCACACCAGUUUUGCCCCGCACCCGCGUCCCUUUGUGAUGAAGAUGACCUGCACAAUUGGGAACUAAUUGAUUUCUGGAAGGGCUCGGAGAUUUUGACUAAACCUUCAUCAAAUGGAGGCCUGAAUCAGGAAGAAUGGCCCUCGGAGGACAUGCCACCAUCAUGGAACGGAGGCUUCGACAUCCACAUUGGUUCCCAUGGCAUAGGCGCGCCGGAAUACCUCAGCGUGCAGUACCCGCUGUACUUCCAGAUGGUGCUGUCUGCUGCCUGCGAUAUAUUCGGAGAAGAUGUUCAGGAUGGGAGCGUGUUCAGUUACCCCAACGCAGCCCUGGAAAUAGGAGCCCGUGGCAGUGUCCCUUCAGAUGUUGUCACGGUUCCACAUCAGGUCUACUGUGAAGGGACUAACAGGACUAUCUCCAAGGUAAGCAAGAAGGACAGUGGUGCUCCAGGUUCAGAGCCAGAUAAAACUGACUGGCAGCAGCAGCAGCAGCAGCAGCAGGAGGUCACUCACGCUACACUCAAUCAUGUGAACGGGCUGCGUUUGAUAGGAGUUGAUUCUCGUUUAUCAGGCGCCUUCGGCACUGCUGGUGACAAGGGCCGGUUCCCAGUUUGUCAGGGCAAAAUGGAAACUAGUGCUAGGAGCUUGUGGGAAAUUUUAGCUAAUUCAGGAAGUGUGAUCUGUGAGACUGAAUGCAAGAUCAUCAGUGGCUUGGCUGCAGAAGAAUAUCUUGAUGAGCAACACUUUCUGAACGACAACGCAGAGCUGGGGAAGCAGGUCCGCAACGGCGUUUGGGCGAUUAGCUCGCCUGAGCAGAAGGGCGCAGCUCAGAUUGGAGAACCAGAAGAUCACAGUGGAUACGGUUCCCCCGUCGCCCGUGAGCAUGGCAUCAGCAUCGCCCCCAAGGAAACAGACCCAGGCACUGCCUGGCUCAUCGCUUCCGCUGCUCCGCACCACGCAACGGGGAACCGUGCCCUCCUCUCCGGUUUCGCACCGGAUCAGGGAGACCUCUUCGUGAAGGCAGGAGACGCCGGAGCCGCGCCUAUGCGCGUCGUCGGCCGCGGGAACGUGGUCACCGACGCCGUGGUCCUCCCCAACGUGUGGUACGUCCCCGGGCUCACAGCGAACGUGGUGUCAGUUAGCCAGCUCGCGGAGCUCGAUUAUAGCGUGGCAUUCGGCCACGGCCGGUGCUACGUCAGGAGCAGCGAGGACGGCGUCGUCGUUGGCACAGCACGCGCCGGGGAAGACGGCCUGUUUGCUCUUGACUUCAUCAAAGUUCCUCUUGGCAUCUGAGGGAUCGCUACCUCAUCGGCAAUGCAAGAUCUGCACAUUGUGUGAUUUGAAUAAGCGCGCAGCGUGGAUGGCUUGGCUUGAUUUGAACAAGCAGCCUGAAUCCUUGGGCUGUUGCAUGAUUCAGGCUUGGCUUGUGUUUGUGUGUUUCGUGCAUCAUAUCGGCUCCCUCGACUAUGUUUGAUUACCCAACAAACUAUGAAUUUCAUGUGUUUGAUGGAUUCGCUAUCGAUAUUAUGGUGUGGCUGCAUUAA
Messenger RNA from Panicum hallii, 2613 nucleotides. RefSeq lists its product as uncharacterized. The record is from RefSeq and is a predicted model, not a curated record. Lineage: Eukaryota; Viridiplantae; Streptophyta; Magnoliopsida; Poales; Poaceae. The coding region runs from base 875 to 2362 and encodes 495 amino acids. The transcript is spliced from 4 exons.